Molecule: messenger RNA, 883 nt
Organism: Neocloeon triangulifer
Lineage: Eukaryota; Metazoa; Arthropoda; Insecta; Ephemeroptera; Baetidae
Gene: RpS3
Product: small ribosomal subunit protein uS3
Exons: 4
Coding region: 132-848 (238 amino acids)
Biological process (GO): translation; positive regulation of apoptotic signaling pathway
Cellular component (GO): nucleus; cytosolic small ribosomal subunit
Molecular function (GO): structural constituent of ribosome; RNA binding
Source: RefSeq, a predicted model, not a curated record
CACCAAUAGGAUAGCCCCAUAACCAGAUUUUGUAAUGUGAUUGGCUGUGCGGUUUUGUGGAAGUUUCUGUUGGACGUGUAGUUUGGUCGUCCUCCUUGGCCUCGUUGAGUCCACCUUUAACACGUUGGAGUAUGGCGGCACAAAUUUCCAAAAAGCGAAAGUUCGUCGGCGACGGAGUCUUCAAGGCUGAGCUCAACGAGUUCCUGACUCGUGAGCUCGCUGAGGAUGGCUACUCCGGUGUUGAGGUGCGAGUUACCCCAACUCGUACUGAGAUCAUCAUCAUGGCCACCAGGACACAGAGUGUUUUGGGCGAGAAGGGUAGGAGGAUUCGCGAGUUGACCUCUGUUGUGCAGAAAAGGUUCAACUUCGCUGACCAGUCGCUGGAGUUGUAUGCGGAGAAGGUGGCCACCAGAGGAUUGUGUGCCAUUGCUCAGGCUGAGUCUCUCAGAUAUAAGCUCAUCGGUGGACUUGCUGUCAGGAGAGCUUGCUAUGGUGUCCUGAGGUACAUCAUGGAGUCUGGGGCGAAGGGUUGCGAGGUCGUUGUCUCUGGCAAGCUGCGUGGACAGCGUGCCAAGUCGAUGAAGUUUGUUGAUGGACUCAUGAUCCACUCGGGAGAGCCCACUAAUGAAUAUGUUGACUGUGCGACUCGUCACGUGUUAUUGCGUCAAGGCGUGCUUGGAAUCAAGGUGAAAAUCAUGUUGCCUUGGGACCCACAUGGCAAAAUUGGACCCAAGAAGCCCCUUCCUGAUAACGUCUCUGUGGUUGAGCCUAAGGAAGAAGUUCUGCCUACUCAGCCCAUCAGUGACCAUAAACCUGCCGUCGCAGACCCUCCUACGAGGAUUAUGUAAUUCUUUUUUUUCCAUCAAUAAAAACAUUAAAACAA